Drosophila rhopaloa is the source of this 593-nucleotide messenger RNA. RefSeq lists its product as uncharacterized. The transcript is spliced from 2 exons. Bases 54 to 593 code for a protein of 179 amino acids. Gene Ontology annotation, molecular function: metal ion binding. The record is from RefSeq and is a predicted model, not a curated record. Lineage: Eukaryota; Metazoa; Arthropoda; Insecta; Diptera; Drosophilidae.
UUUUCACAUUCUUGUGGAUAUUGUGCGUUCCAGCUGUGAAAACAAAAUAAACAAUGUCGCUGGUGGCAGAUUACAGUGAUUCCUCCGAAUCCGACGAGGAGAGCAGCAGUCAAUCCUCCGAGAACGAGCAGACCAAUAUUGCUCCGCCGGUGAAGGAGAAGCCUCCCCCUAAGUUGCCCAGUGCUAGCCAAGCUCUUGCCCAAGGAGCUAACAAGGGUGAUGUGUUCAACAAUCCCUUCCUGGAGGCGGAGCUGCACAAGACCGCCUCCCUGGAGCGGCACGUGAAGAUGGUCAACAACGAUGCGCAUUUGCAGUUGAAGAAUGGCCGCAAGAUUUGCUGGAACUUCAGGAGGGGUCGGUGUCGCUUUGGCACCAGCUGCCAGUAUGCCCACGAUUCCGACCUGUCAGUGGAUGAAGCGACGGAGAAGAAUGCAGUCCCAGAUCAACCAGUGCCUGUGGCCAAGGAGGCUACAGCGGGUCAUUCCAACAGGCGCAAGCGUCCUGGACUGGGUGAUGCGCUGGAGCCGGGCAAGCGGGUCAUGAAGUCCUUCAAGUCCUCACACAACCCGCAGAAUCCAUUUGCCCGGCGCUAG